AUGUCUAAAGCAGAAAAAUUAUCAUCAAAAAAUAACAAAGACUACACUAAAAACGUAACAGUAGAAAAUUCAAGCACUUGGUCGACUAAACAUUUCAAAGACACGACGUUACAAAAAGUCAAUGGGUCUGGCACUGUUUCAGAAAACGUUUCUGUUACGUCAAAUGCAAUUGCUCCUGCUGCUGUAUCAGAUAUUAACCAACAAAACCAUCGUACUUAUAGACAAUCUGAAUGUUAUAUGGACUCCAUCGAUAAACUAACCAAAGAAUUUGAACAAACUCAAUAUGUUUCAUCACCUGUGAAUCGAAAACCAUCUAAUAAUAUUCAAGGAAAUAAGGAAGUGUCAAAAGCAAUCAAUUCAAAUCAAAAGAAUCUGUUGGAUGACUAUGAUGAGGUUACUUAUGCUGAAACAAAUGGUGCAACAUGGACUGUAUCUGCAAAUGCAUAUGAUGACUAUGAAACGGAUGAUUUCUCUGCAAUACCAAACACUCAAAAAAUAGAAGACAAACCUAAUAUGAAAAAUACAAAUUCAACGAACCAACGAAAUCAAUCGAAUCGACGAAAUGAUAAGAACUUGACAGAAAACAAAACAAUCAUCAAUCAAGACAUGGCAGCUUCUAAGCGUAUUUUUAAUGUCGCAUUAGUAGGUGUUUAG
Messenger RNA from Adineta steineri, 654 nucleotides. The record is from the annotation of a GenBank genome assembly. Lineage: Eukaryota; Metazoa; Rotifera; Eurotatoria; Adinetida; Adinetidae.